UUGUCUGCUUCCUUUGUUCCCUGUAACAAAGGCGAUGCUGCCGCCCCAAACUGCGAACGGAGCUUGCAGCUUAUUGGUGCAGGAGUGACAGCAGCAUGCGUUUCUAUGGUAACCGGGUGCAGGAUGCUAGCUGAGGUAUGGAGGUGUGUGGUUGCGAGCACUUCCUGCUCUUCAGCUACUUUUUGACUUUGCACAGCUCACAGCCUGAACGAGUGACACUGAGUGAUGGUGUGAUUCGUUUAUUGUUUUUAUUUUGUCAACAGCUGAGAUAUUCAUUCCUCAUGUUUCACAGCUUCCGUUUCGAUUGUAUCUCCCUCACGGUUCUUUUGAUGCUGUGAGCAUUUUGAAAGGCCGGGUUACUGGGAAAUAAGAUUUAAAUCUCAAUGUGACUUUUCACCUGAAUAAAUAAAGGAUGAUAAUAAUAAUAAUGAUCUCUAAAAUGUUUCUCUCUCUAUUUCCGCUUCUACCAUCCAGCACUACGCAACCUCUCUUGAUUUACUUCAUAAGGAUUCAUUUAAAAAGCCCAAUGUCUACAAAAUAUUUUAAAUAUAAGCUUCACAGAGAUGCUAAUUAUUAUCUGUUGUUUCAUCCAUAUGAAACAUUUUUUAAGAAUAACAUGACUAAAGGUAAAAUGCAUAAAAAUCUUGAGGUUAUAGGGGAAAAAUAAUAUAUUUAUUUAAAUUUUCUCAUUUGUUUACUUGGAAAUAUUAAUUAAAUAAUUAAUAUUAGUUUGCAGUUCUGUCCAUUUUCAUUUUCAGCCAUUUGGAAAUAUUCAAAUGCAGUGGAUGUCUAGUUAAAACUGCCGGUAUGAUAGCAACCAGCUAGCAGCAGUGCGUUGUGGUUCACAGAGCGAUCAGACAGGAAAUGACCUCUGAAAAGCUGAUUAAGCGUUGGGAGAUCCGUGCUCAGUCACCAGCAAAGCAAAGCAAAACACCCUGUCGUGCACAGAUGAAGCGCAUGCCAGUAACUUCUAGAAACUCGUGCACCAGGGUCACAGGUGCAAACCUCUCUGUCAUCAAGGUGCUUUCCUGCAAGUCAUAUGAUUGUUUUUGUGAGCUCUGGAAAACGUGCCAGUACCUUCCUCCUCUGUCCCUUGGCUUAAGCCUUUUUGCACCCCUACUUGGCUCAUAAACAUCUUACACAAAAGGUGAGCAACAACAUGUCACAUGUUGAAGACUGUCUGCCUUGGUGUGAGUGUUCUGUUCACGUAGAAAGAGACAACAGUAAGUACAACGUAUUUAUGUAGUAUCCCAAAGUGCUUUACAGAGGUAUCAAUAAAAACGAACUUGUGCAAGGUUAACAUGAACACACAUGUAAUGAAUGUUUCAAUGGCUCUUCAAUGGCAUGUGUGGCAUAAUGGUGCAAAGCAUAAAAAAGCGGCUCCACCUUAAACAGUUCUGUAAAAAACGAGUAAAUAAAUAAAUAACUUAUUGGACAGUUGUAACCAAGAUGAACUUGUACCAGAAUGAUGAGAAAAGUAUGAAGAAAGGGAGAAACAGAUCAUGAUCCAAAGCAUUAUGUGUCAAACAGAACCAUACUCUCUGCUCAGCUUAAGCCAAAUGCUGCAGAAGCAAUCAGAAAGCACCUCACUGUGAAAAUAGAUAAUGACCCAAACCAAGCAACAAGAGUUUCUUGAGGCCAAUUAAAGAAUAUUCUUCAAUGGCCAAGUAAGUCACAUGAUCUCCACCGAAUAGUGCAUGCUUUUCUAUUAUUGAAUACAAAACUGAAAGCAGAGAGACCCUCAAACAAGCAGCAGCUAAAGGCAGACCUGUGCAGUAAAGGACUAGUAGAGCAACUCAAUGGAAAAAACAGCAUUUGGGGGACAGUGUUGAUGUCAAGGCUCUGAGAGCCAAGUUCAACAGCAAAUCCAGCACCUCGGAUACCAGCAGCCGGGACAGCGGCUCGCCGAAAUCUCCUCGACCUGGGUUUGGGAGAGCCAUUCUUCCAGUGGCAGAGAGCGAGCUGACACAGAGACUUUCACCCACGAUUCCUCCUCAUCUGGCUGGCCCAGGCCCGGUGAGACUCCCGAGAAUUGAGCCGAUGGCGGCUUCGAUCCCUCCCAGACCGGGUUCGUUCCCUCGACCGCCUGCCUAUGCUGGACUCAGAACCCCCAUUCAGCCAACAGAUGCUACCAAAGUCAAGCAGACGGGGGAGAUGCUACAGAACAUGAUGCUGAGGCAUCAGAAGUCCCCGGUCCCUCAGGUCCCCCAGGUACCCCAGGUACCCCAGGUACCCCGACUAGGAGCUGGAAGCUCAGCUCCUGUUCCACCUCCCACCUCUACCCCUCUUCCACUCAGACAGCAGCCUCGACAGAGGAGCGCGGGGGAAGUGACCCCACUGAGGAGGCCUCUGCCCCCUGAAGGACCGAUGCCCGUGAAACCUAAAAGACCUCCGACUGUCAACUUGGAGCCGUUUCGGAGGAACAGGAGAGGGCUUCCUCCUGCUCUUCCUGCCCCGAGGACGAGUGAUGGCUCAGGAAGCAGAAGGAUGUCUUUACCUGUAGCACCACCGGCAGUGGUCAGUCCUCCAAAACCUCCACAACGCUCUGACAAACCCAACAGACUGCAGCGGCAGAUUGCCUCUGCGGAUCUGGACGAAGACGAACAGGAUCCCUAUGACGAUAUCGACAUUGACAAAAAUGAGAACUGCAGCGAACACAGUUCACAGUGUGUUGAUGGGGAUGAUGACGACGAGGUGUAUGAGAUGAUUGAUGAGGAGCAAGAGAAAGCCACCAUGAAAGAAGUUAAGAAGAAACAGGAGAAGGACAUGAAAGAGAUUCAGAAAAAAAUGAGUGAGCUCAAGAAGAAAUUUCAGUUACAAGGAGAGAUAGAGGUUAUUCACACCGCCAAAGUCCGGUACGACUGGAAUGGGGAAGGGAAACUGGACCUGAGCGUGCACCAGGGGGACAGCGUGGAGAUCCUCCGUGUGACGGGUAACCCGGGAGGCAGAUGGUUGGCACGCACUAUGAAUGGAAACUAUGGAUACAUCAACAACUCGUGUGUGGAUAUUGACUAUGAAGCAGUGAAGAUCAAACACGGGUACAAAAAAUCAAACUCACAAGCGUUACCUCCACCACCCCCGGACCCACCACAGAUCUUUAAUAUGGACUCCAACAACAGAGACAGCCUGAUUCAAGAUGAGGAUGACUAUGAUGAUGUCCAACCACUACCUGAAGAUUUCCCACCUCCGCCACCUGAAAUCAGCAUAGACCCCAAAGUGGAGAAGGAUUUGAAAAAAAAAUUUAAGUAUGAUGGACCACUCAGGGUGCUGCACACCAUGUUAGUGGAUCCUAACUCCAUCAUAAAGAAACCAGGAGCAAAAGAUCUGCCUGUAACACAGGGAGAGAUUGUGGAUGUCAUCCAGCUCACCAACAGCAAGAAAGCUCUGUGUCGCAACAGGUUUGGGAAAUAUGGUUAUGUGUCCAGAUCUCUUCUUCUUCCAAUGGAACAAGACAUUUAUGAUGACGUCGACUAUGCAGAUGAUGUCUACGACAACGAUUCUCUGUAACAUGAUUAUUAAAGUGUAUCAAACUAAACAUACAAGAGAGAAAAGGAAACAAACAAACCAAACAUUUUUUACCUUUAUCGAACUAUAACCAAAAACUGGAUGCUAGAAAAUCAAGUAAAGACAGAAUCUGUCUGGAUACAGAUGCUUUAUUUGAUUGCACAAACUUCAGAAAUGUGUUGAAAAGUCACAGGUUUGUAGAGUUUCUGUAGAUUUGUUUGUGCUAAGCUGUAUAAAAGUUCAAACUUAAUUCAACUGUGUAAUUAUUCAAACUGACAAAAUCAAACGAUAUAUCAAACUUAAAUAUAAAUAUAAUAAUUUAUAAGGACUUGGGGUUUUUUUUUCCACAAAAGGUCACUCAUAAUAAGACUGUGUAAACAAACUUACUGUAAACCUUCACUCACCUGCCACUAUAUUACCUGCUCAACGUGUCAACACGUGAUGUCACAAAGCUCACUCUACUCAAAUGGCCUCCACAGUCACCAGAUCUCGGUCCUGUUCAUGGACUCACAGACUCACAGCAUGGAUGUGCAGCCAACAAAAUCUGCAGUGACACUUGAAUCUCUGCCAUAAAGAAUUAAAGUGGUUUUAAAAACAAAAUGUGGGCUGGAACCUUAUAUUAGUAAUGUAUAGCUAAUAAAGUGGCUGGUGAGUGUAAGUGCACACAGAUUGUCGAGGGUCAACAAACUCAUCAGUGUUUGUCAAAGUGCUUGUAUAGAAAAUAAAUACACUAUUACUGUUGAUGUGUGUAUUUUUCACCCUCUGAGAUAAUUUAAAUAAAAUAGUUUUUAUCUGAUGAUUGAUUGUUUUGUUUGUUCCUUAAUAAAAAUAAAAACAGAGCUCAACUAGUGAAAAUGUUUGAUUAUGUUUAGUCAAAUGGGAGUUAAAGUCCUUUCCUGCUGUGCUAAAGUUGAUUUUCUAGAAAGACUGAGAGGUUUGCCAUCACUAAGGUGAGGACAGCUACACAUUAUCUGUCUGGGUAGGUUUACAAUGUAGCUUGCCCUCACCAGUGUGUCAAUGUGUGUGUGAAUGGGUGGAUGACUGGUUGUGUAAAGCGCUUUGGGGUCCUUA
Molecule: messenger RNA, 4575 nt
Organism: Haplochromis burtoni (Burton's mouthbrooder)
Lineage: Eukaryota; Metazoa; Chordata; Actinopteri; Cichliformes; Cichlidae
Product: FYN-binding protein 1
Exons: 16
Coding region: 2041-3507 (488 amino acids)
Biological process (GO): integrin-mediated signaling pathway; protein localization to plasma membrane; T cell receptor signaling pathway
Cellular component (GO): plasma membrane
Molecular function (GO): protein binding
Source: RefSeq, a predicted model, not a curated record